Molecule: messenger RNA, 1068 nt
Organism: Paramecium pentaurelia
Lineage: Eukaryota; Ciliophora; Oligohymenophorea; Peniculida; Parameciidae
Source: the annotation of a GenBank genome assembly
AUGAAUAAAGAAAGAUAAAUAAAUAGUAAACAUUCUACAGCAGAUGUUUAACACUUAUUUUUUCCUAAUGAAGAUAAUUUCUCAAGAUUUUGUAGGAAAUUAAAGAAAUGUAAGUCAACAUUUUUAGGCUGCAUUUAUUUAUUGACUCAUUAAUCAAUUAUUGACAUAAUAAUUUAAUUAGCUACUUAAGGAUGUAGAGUUGAUAUAAUUAUGGAUUAAAAUUCAGAAGAAUUUGAGGAAAGAAAAUAAAUAACCAUUAAUAAAUUAUUAGUAAUGAGUGGAUUUAAAGUAAAUGUUUCUUUGAUUGAAUCUAAAGGUUUAAUGCAUACCAAAUAUUGUGUUAUUGAUAAUAAACUUACAAUAUUAGGUAGUGCUAAUUGGACUUAUUAAGCAUUCUCAAAUAAUUUUGAGCAUAUAACAAUAAUUAAAGAUUCUAAAACAGCAAAAUAAUUUACAGAACAAUUUAAAAAUAUAUGGGAUUAAGCAAAAUAAGCUAAAUUCAUAGAGUCUUAGAUUAUAUAUUAACCAAAUCAAAAUUGUAUUGAAUUUAAAUAAAAAAACAGAAUUUCACCAAGAUUAAGAAUAUCAAAAAGAAAAUUUUAAAUGAAUUUUCGAAAAUAUAAAUCAAAAAAAUAACUAAAAUAAAAAAAUAAAUAAAAUAUAAAAGAGAAGGAGAAAGAGAAAGAUAUACCUAAAUUUUAAAUGAUAUAAAUAGAAUAAAAUUAAAUAUAAAUAUAAUAAAUUGAAGAAUAAAAAACAAAGUAAGUUAUCAAUUAAAAAGAAUUAAAAGAUUUUCUUGAGAAUCUAAAAUUAAAUGAAGAAAAAAAAUAAUAUAAUAUAAAUUAAAAUACUAUUAAUAAUGAUGCAAUAAAAGAUACUAAAUAUAGUUUAAUACAAUAGGAAUCUAAUCCUUGGUAAAUUUAAUAAUAAUUAUUUGAUCCAAAUAUAAUUAACAAUCAAGUAAAACGUAACGAAACUUAGAAUAAAGAUUAAAAUAUUAUUAUAAUAGAUGAAGAUGAUGAUGAAGAUGUACAAAUAAUAACAGAUAUCUCUAAGUAUUUCCAUUGA